Syngnathus acus (greater pipefish) is the source of this 1743-nucleotide messenger RNA. Its product is annotated as microtubule-associated protein RP/EB family member 1-like. The record is from RefSeq and is a predicted model, not a curated record. Gene Ontology annotation, molecular function: microtubule plus-end binding. The transcript has 7 exons. Gene Ontology annotation, biological process: spindle assembly; regulation of microtubule polymerization or depolymerization; protein localization to microtubule plus-end. NCBI's taxonomy places the organism in Eukaryota, Metazoa, Chordata, Actinopteri, Syngnathiformes, Syngnathidae. The coding region runs from base 164 to 940 and encodes 258 amino acids. Gene Ontology annotation, cellular component: microtubule plus-end; microtubule organizing center; cytoplasmic microtubule.
UUUAAAGAAGACAAAGAAGAAAGUGGAAAUAAAGAGGAAGAAAAAAAUACCUCCUCAGAUUUCUUUCACCUUCCGCUACCGGUGGACUUGAGUUGGACCGAACCGCUCAUAACAGAGCAGAAUAGACCAGUACAAACUCCAGGGAUCUGCCUACGAACAAACAAUGGCUGUGAACGUCUACUCCACCUCGGUGACCAGCGAAAACUUGAGUCGCCACGACAUGCUCGUGUGGAUCAACGACUCGCUGCAGAUGAACCUCACCAAGAUCGAGAUGUUGUGUUCAGGUGCCGCCUACUGUCAGUUCAUGGACAUGUUGUUCCCGGGCUCUGUUCCCGUGAAAAAAGUGAAAUUUGGCGCCAAGCUGGAGCACGAGUACAUCCACAACUUCAAGCUCCUCCAGUUCGCCUUCAAGAAAAUGAACAUCGACAAAAUCAUACCAGUGGACAAGCUGGUGAAGGGCAAGUUCCAAGACAACUUUGAGUUUGUGCAAUGGUUCAAAAAGUUCUUUGAUGCCAACUACUGCGAGAGCGAGUAUGACCCGGUGGAGGCCAGGAAGGGCCAAGAGGCGGCAACUCCACCCAACGCCGCCAUGUCGGCCCUCAACAAGCCCCCAAAGAAGGCCAUCGGCCGGACUCCUCAGAGGCCACCGGUUGCCAAAGUCGCCCCUAAAGUGGUGCCCAUCAACGCCAAGAAGUCCGCAAGUGCCACCGCCAACAAGGAGGGGGCGGAGAUCCAGUCAGAACUGGAGGAACUCAGGUGUACGGUUCAGGACAUCGAGAAGGAGAGAGACUUUUACUUUGGGAAGCUGCGGAACAUUGAGCUUAUUUGCCAGGAGAAUGAAGGCCAGGGUGACCCCGCACUGCAGAAGAUUGUGGAUAUCCUGUACGCUGUAGAUGAGGGCUUUGAGAUACCAGAAGCUGAAGAGCAGGAGGAGUUUUAGCAUCGGGAGAGCACGAGCUGUUUUUUUUUUCUCCCCCGCCCCUCCAAACGUCGUCGCCGUGACCGAUCUUCGACGUAUUCGCUCAAGUCUAGUGCGAGCGGCCCAGUGAUGCAGCCGCUGGACUCCCAACUCUUCUGUCAGUAAAAUACUCUUCCUCGGCGCUGGGAAGUGUCUGAUGUUUUUAUCACAUGAGUGUAAGAAGGUUCUGUGUGGGUGUGUGUAAUUGUAUGUACUGUACUUUUACUUUGUUACUGACUGCCACUCUCAAUGUCAUUUGAAGUUGUCACUCAAUUCACAAACCGGGUUGUCGCCCUCCCGUUUUGACAUUCCCAACUGGUCCAAUUAUUCCAAAAGAAGCCAGUCCCCAUAAUUGAUUGGAUUUUUACUCUGCUAAUUCUCAUUUUCUGUUGGAUACGUUGGUCUCUUUUGGUGUGGGUCCAUCUGUCAGUUUGGUCUCCGCUCUCACUCAAGAGUCAUAAGCCGACAGCCAUUUCAUUUGUUGCAAUGAGUUCUAGCAGGUUCAAUGUUGUGUGGUAAUUUUACUGUUUGUGCGUGUAAAGAUAGUAUUUGUAUCAUCUGAGGUCAUCCUCCAAGCCCCCAGCUGAGGACUUUCUUCAGCGUCUGGGUGGCAAAAAGGUGCAAAAAAUUUGAAUGCGUCGAUCAAGACAGUCCUGCCAAACCCUUGAGACGUGCAGCAGUCUCAUGCUUUGACGGCCUUUAACCAAGUGAAUGUUGCACACAAUCAGACGGUGCCUGCGUGUUUUUUUUGCCUUCUCAUAAAUAAAUAGACUGUUUGCAACUCA